Seminavis robusta is the source of this 246-nucleotide messenger RNA. The record is from the annotation of a GenBank genome assembly. Lineage: Eukaryota; Bacillariophyta; Bacillariophyceae; Naviculales; Naviculaceae.
AUGACAGCUUCAGGAGAGGAAGCAAGAGAAUCGGAAGGAUCCUGGAUCCCUCUGAUUGUAAUUCUGGUGUUGGUAUUUCUGCGGUGGCUGGCGUAUGGGACAGGAAGUGUCCCUAUUCGAUUUCGUCGAUGGUACAAUAUCCAACGAGUGCAGCUCCGAAAACAGUUGGGAUAUCGAGAUGAGAGCAUUUACCGACCAGGCACGGCGGGUGACGGGGCCAGCAAGAAACAUAAACGACAAGGAUAG